Messenger RNA from Westerdykella ornata, 675 nucleotides. RefSeq lists its product as uncharacterized. The record is from RefSeq and is a predicted model, not a curated record. The transcript is spliced from 2 exons. Bases 166 to 573 code for a protein of 135 amino acids. NCBI's taxonomy places the organism in Eukaryota, Fungi, Ascomycota, Dothideomycetes, Pleosporales, Sporormiaceae.
AGCCGAUAUUGGAUGAAACUCAAUGUCCGUCGCUUUCGAGUUCAUUGCUUCUUAUAAAGAUAGACAGUCGAUGUCGUCCUAAGCUUGUCAUCUCGUCUGAGCAGUUGCUCCUUGUCCGUUUCUUCGUGUGAUCCAGGCCAGUCUCACUCGCUUGAGUGCAGGAUCAUGUAUUUCCCUCGUUCGUUACUGGCUUAUGCCAUUCUCCUUUCGUUUUCUUCAGAUGUCGACGCCGCAGUUGCCCAGCACAGAGUAGCAUCUGGUUUUGUGGUCCCCUCAGCGCAAGAGAAGGAUGGGCACAGUGGUCCACUCUCGCGGCUCCAGACGCUGUUCGCAAAGCGCCAACAACCUGCACUUGUAUGGUGGGAAACCGCAUCGUACCGUAUCCUCCGGGAUGGGUCCCCCGAGGACACUCAGGAAGUCUGCAACAAACUUAUCGGUCCCCUAGACCCUACAACGGUAACCGUGGAUUAUACACCAGCUGCCUUGUACAUGUCCUUUCCUAUCCAAAAAACGUUGGACAUGAAGCUCGCCAAUAAUACAGCACCCGAUACAAUACAAGAACCACUACUUUAACGACCACAUCGACCACACGGACCAUUGUCACGAUAACGGAGACUAGUUUGGAGAAUCAACCCACAUUGGCUGCUCGUACACCCAAUGCCACCGCUGUUGCUC